This is a messenger RNA of Drosophila gunungcola (fruit fly), 562 nucleotides long. RefSeq lists its product as uncharacterized. Lineage: Eukaryota; Metazoa; Arthropoda; Insecta; Diptera; Drosophilidae. The coding region runs from base 120 to 530 and encodes 136 amino acids. The transcript has a single exon. The record is from RefSeq and is a predicted model, not a curated record.
AAUGAGACUGGGCAUCGUGGUUUUUUGUGUCACAUUAAAGCAAAGCCUAAUACAGUUUAUCAAGCUGUUGUUUGUAGCUCAGAACUCUGUCCUCCGUCCCAUAGCCCAAGGAUCCCAGGAUGUUGCACAGCAGUUACAACCGGGCACCGCGACGCAAACUCAUCCCGAAUCUUUUCAGCAACAUCCUGCAGGUAAUCGCCGAUGCCGACCAUCCACUAACCGAGCCCGAGAUCGUGGAGGCCGUAUCCGAUCGAUUGGACCGCAGCGAUGAGGAGCUCAAACGCCAGAUCACGGUCAGCCUCCACGAUGCCCUAAUCUACGGCUACCUGCGGGUGAAGAACUAUCGCUACUCGAUAGUUCCCAGUCGCCUGGACCCCGAUGAUCAUCACCACCAUCCGGGGAGCUUAUCGAUCGGUCAAAAUCACAAUCAACAAUCCACAUCUAACAACCAUCAGGAGGGACUAAUGAGCAGGUCAGCGGAACAGGCAAUCAAAAGGGAGACGGCCGAGCCGGAAAAGCCAAUAAAUUGAUAUAAGCAAAUUUUAAAUGUAUACAAUAAUAG